AUGCAACAUCAAAAGGGCGUUCCACAACAGAUUCCAUCAACACACCAGGUGUACUCGUCAUUAUUUACAGUCCAUGGUGUUAUCAUGGUGCAGCUGAUCUGGUGGGGAGACGGCUCCAGUGGACAGUUCGGUGCUCAGACUGCCCUCAGCCCGGUUUCCUGGUCUGUCCCCAGGGGCAUCACCGACAUCUGCUGCAGAGAAAAGCAAACUUUAUUCCUCACCAAGGAUGGAUGGGUUUUAUCAUGUGGUCUCAAACCCCAGGGACGAGUUGUACGAAAGAAACGUAAACAUGCCAAUACUCCAGGUCGUGUGGAGGGUCUGGGUAAUGUGGUGUCUUUGGCUUGUGGUCGGGAUCACUGUCUGGCUUUGAGUGCAUCUGGACACGUGUUCUCCUUGGGGGACAGACAGCUUGGCAUGUUACCCAAUCAGCAGAGACCAAGCCGGGUACCCACACCAUUCCCAGUAACAGUGAUCCAAGUGGCUUGUGGAGACGUCCACUCUUUGGCGCUGACUAAAGGAGGAGAUGUCUUGUCAUGGGGUCAUAACAGCCAUGGUCAGCUGGGCCUGGGGAAGGACGUGUCACUGAAGGACAGACCCGUCUUGGUGAGAGCUCUGACCGGUGUAGCGGUGACCCAGGUUUCAGCCGGAGCGACCCACUCCUUCUUCCUCACACUGCCCGGCCUGGUGUACUGCUGUGGGGCCAACGAGUCAGGCCAGCUGGGACUCGACAGGGUGGAUGAGAAGGGCAAGUUCAACAUCUGUGUGGCUCCUGCCCUCAGACCUCUGGAUGUGUCUUUUAUCAGCUGUGGAGAGGCGCACUCUGCCGUGUUAACAAAGGACGGCAGAGUUUUCACCUUUGGAGAAGGAAGUAACGGUCAGCUCGGUCACAACUCCACUGACAAUGAAAAGGCUCCUAGAUUGGUUGACGGUCUGGACGGAUCUGCCGCACAGAUUUCAUGUGGCAGACGUCACACCCUGGUGUUGGGCUCCUCUGGCCGACUGUGGGCUUUUGGUCAUGGGGCAAAAGGUCAAAUUGGGACUGGAGGAACAGGUGAUUGUCUGACGCCCACUCAAGUACAACUUCCAUGGACCAGUGACAAUGGAGCCGCCAAACCCGAAGACCUGAAAAUAUCGACUGGUUGGAACACAAACUUUGCUUUCUCGUCACCCACGCAGAGCUCGGACAGAGGACAGAUAACAGGAAGGCUUGAUGAGACAAAACUGAAACAAUGGCUGUCUGCGAUACCGGAGAACGCCGAGGCAAAGAGAGAAAUAUGUUCAAUGUUUUCUACAAGUUCCAGUCUUGUUGCAAGUUUCACAAAGACAAAUAGGUCUCCAAAAACAGCAGGUGCCCUGACUGUGGACCUUGAGGCAGCCAGCAGAGCCUUCAACCAGCUGCUGGCAGUACCAUGGAUCAAACAAACAGUAACCUUAAACAACCUGGUUGAAUUACUUUGGGCUUCAAAAAAUGACAUCCAGUCUUUGGAGAUCUUGAUGGUUCUGCUGACAUGCCCUCUCCUCCAAGAGGGCCUUGCUGUCUUUUACAUCGUGCUGCCUUUGGCCCAAUUUAUCGCAGAUCUGAGUUUGAAGAAUCGCAAAACACUAAAGAGCUGGUGGUCUUCCCUGACUCGGACCAUGAUUACGAAGCACAUCUUGGUGUUUAAAAACGCCCUGAACUUCUUGGGCACAAACCCUGACAACUUGACAACUUGUGACCAAGAAGUCAGUGUCCUGCUGGGUGCCCUCAAGCUGCUCUACAAAGCAAACAAAGACGUGUUCCCUCUGGUUCAGAAGGUGGAGGUCUUUGACAGCUGUGCUGACAUCUUGAAGCUGUCUGAGUACUACGGCUUCCUGCUCACAUUGAGACGCACUCACCUAGUGGAGGACACCUUCAAACAACUCGCUGCAGCCGACCACUGGGACUUCCGCAGGGGGCUUGUGGUGCAGUUUAAGGAUCAAAAUAAGUUGAUGAAUGUCAACAUAAGGGACCUCUUCCUGCACGUGUUCGAUGAGCUGAUCGCUCCCGAGUCUGAAAUGUUCAAGUACAACGAGAGCAAGACUCUGCUCUGGUUCCCUUCCAAGCCAAAAGUGGAUGAGAAGACUUACUUCCUCUUUGGCAUUCUGUGUGGACUGGCUCUCUUCAACAAGAACAUCAUCCACCUGCCUUUUCCCCUGGUUCUCUUCAAGAAGCUGCUUUGCUUCCAACCCUCGUUGGAUGACCUGAAGGAGUUUGACCCUGGGAUGGGAGAGUCUUUGCGUUGCAUGCUUGAGGACUACACCCCUGAUGAAGUGGAAAGCCUAUACAUCACUUUUAAUGUGACAUGGGAUGGUGAGGAAGUUGAGCUUGAUCCGACAGAAUCUGAAAAACCUGUCACAGCAUCAAACAAAAAAGAAUUCGUAAACACCUUUGUUGACUAUGCCUUCAACAAAUCAGUGGAGAGGGUGUUUGAAGAGUUCAAGAGGGGGUUCUUCAAAGUGUGUGAUUACGACGUGGUGGACUUCUUCCAACCGGAGGACCUGCGGGCUGUGAUGGUGGGCCAAGAAAACUACGACUGGGAUGUGUUCAAGCAGAACACAGUCUAUGAAGGACUCUAUCGUGCUGAGCAUCCAAACAUCGUUACCUUCUGGGAGGUGUUUGAGAAUCUGACAGCCGAGGAUAAGAAGAAAUUCCUUUUGUUUCUAACCGGUUGCAACCGCCUUCCCUUCCUGGGUAUGGAGAGCAUCAGGAUGAGAGUCGCUGUCCUUUAUGAUUCCAAUGAGACCCAUCGGCCAGAGUCCCAAACCUGCCAUAAUCGGCUACUACUGCCCCUCUACCGGAGGAACCCGAUCAAGGAGAGGAUGCAGACCAAGCUCCUGCAGGCUAUUCAUCACAAAGGGGGCUUCGGGAAAAAAGACACUGCAGAAUAAAGUUAUGAAGGCUUAUUUUAAAAGAUUGCACAUAUUUGACAGUUCUUGUUUUUAUUUCUUAAACCUGCCAAAUGAAACAUCUUUAUUUUAUACUAUUUAAAUAUACACUAAGUUAAAUUAAUGCUCUAGAGAGGUUUGACAGUAUCAUGUUUUCUUUUGGUUCUUUUCUUGAUUUUUAAUCUCUUUCAAAACUUUCUGGUUUUACAUGUCAAGUUGUUGACGAUGUACAUAAAGUCACUGCUUCAUCUCUGCUUUAGAGUUUCAAAAAAGAGCAGAUAUUUUGCUGGCUAAUACUUAUUUAAUUUACUUUAAUAAUCCCAGAGCAUUGAGGCCUGAAAUACACACAUGCACAAACUAUGGACAUGCAUUAAUGCAGAGAUGUCAGAGGGAGCUGCUCACAGGGAGCCCUCCUGAGCUGUAGGGGGUUCGGUGCCUUGCUCAAGGGCACCUCACAGUACUCAGGACGGGACCUGGCACUUCUUCAGCAACCAGACCAAUUUGCAAAUCGUGAUCCAACCCAAGUCCCUACACACUGAGCUACUGCCACACUCAGUUUAGUCAUUAUACUCUGCUAUUCUUUAAGAAUGAAAUACAAUGUGACUCCUUUUACCAGAUUGUGAAAUGGAAAAUAAAAUGAAGAUGACUAGAGAUGGGAUCUUAUAUCAGUGUCCGGUAUUGACGUAAUUUAGGUAUGGCACAUCAGACUGAUGGCCUCAAUCCACAUCACUGAUCUUUGAAGACGUUCAGACUGAACUAUAAGACGUGUACACAAGUCGUCUCCAUGACGACGUUCAGACAAGAUGGAACAGCUCCUAUAUGAUCAAAAGUGCAAUUCUUACAAUUCAGUUUAAAAGCUUUACUUUGAAAACCUGACAGUUGUUGCUGCUUCCUGUUUGUAUGUGAAGCCAGCACAAUGCAAUGCAGGGUUUACUGUUGUGUAACCUCACUCAUACCAAUAACAACAAAAUGAUAAUAAAAACAUCCCAAUCAGUAUCUGUAUAGGAUUGGAACUGAAAUUCUCUAAUGAUGACUCACAAUCCCAUUGUGAUUGUAUUUAAUGCUUUUGGACUCUUGUGCAGUUAAAUAAAUUCUGAAAACACUGCUCACAUAAAAUCUUCAUCUCACCAUAUAUUGAAAUGUUAACCUUUUUUUAUUUUUUUACCAAAAAUGUUCAUAUUUUUAAAUGAGAUAUGUCCACUAAAGAUGAAACAAGAUGGUUAUUGACUAAUUAAAACAUUUCAUUGGCUCUUCAAAACAAUGAAGCUCACACAUCCUAAGUGCUCUGUAUCUCCUGAACUUUCCUCAUGGUGUCAAAGUAUAUCAUACUUUAUUAAACAAAUCUUCAGCACA
Messenger RNA from Labrus mixtus (cuckoo wrasse), 4257 nucleotides. Its product is annotated as E3 ISG15--protein ligase Herc6-like. Gene Ontology annotation, biological process: protein ubiquitination; ubiquitin-dependent protein catabolic process. The transcript is spliced from 22 exons. Gene Ontology annotation, molecular function: ubiquitin protein ligase activity. Bases 1 to 2907 code for a protein of 968 amino acids. NCBI's taxonomy places the organism in Eukaryota, Metazoa, Chordata, Actinopteri, Labriformes, Labridae. The record is from RefSeq and is a predicted model, not a curated record.